GCUUGCUCAGAAGUCCAGGAGUUCGGUCAAAAAAGUGUCGAUCACCAGAAGUCUACGGGACGCACGGGCCAGGCCAAUUGGGGGUUUGCGACCGGAGCGGGCACACGGCGCCAGGCUCUGCCGACUCCCCCGGAGCAAGGGUCCGGAGACGCCUUCCAAUACCUUAGCGCAUGGCACCCUUGCUUCGUUGCAGGCCCAAUGACGCACCAAAAAAAUCGAAGCAGCAGGUUCGGUUGUUUUUUGUUGGUGCCGGUGGCUCCCUCUGAAAGGGGAUGGAGGACUUGCUCAAUCAGCAAAUCUCGGUUUUUUUUCCCUUCCCUUGAGCCGACUCGAAGCGCGUCCCUCGUCCAGCCAAAUCGGUGUUAAUUAGACCAGAAAGAAAGAUAACGGAGAAAGGAAAAAAAAAAAGGUCGCGAUAAACCGAGCCGAUCUCCAAUUCCUCGGCUUCUUCCUUCCACCACCUGCAUACCUCGAUAGCGACCAAAAAAAAAAAAAAAAAAA
This is a messenger RNA of Colletotrichum godetiae, 501 nucleotides long. RefSeq lists its product as uncharacterized. The coding region runs from base 199 to 366 and encodes 55 amino acids. The record is from RefSeq and is a predicted model, not a curated record. Lineage: Eukaryota; Fungi; Ascomycota; Sordariomycetes; Glomerellales; Glomerellaceae. The transcript has a single exon.